CAAAUCAUAUCGCAAUCAAAUCAUACAUUGAUCGUUUGUGUGUUCAUUUGAUCGUUUAGUUUGCCAUCCUCAUAGCCAUCAUCAAAAAGUUUUACAAUGUUGACCAGAAAAACUGCCAUCACACCAUUAAGGUGCCUUAUGUCACCUGGAUCAUUAUUGCUCACAUUGAUCGUAUUGGAAUCAUUUCUUUUGCUUAGCUUUCAAGUGAACGAAGCUCAAGCAUUUAAAAAAUUGAAAGCCAAAAAAAUCCUGAAGAAAAUUUCGCCACUAUUAACAUUGUUGACAUAUUUGAAGACGAAAAAGAAGAUCAUUCCACUCCCUGUACCAUUGCCAGUUCCUUUGCCUGUAAUCAAAAAGGAACCCGAAUAUAUGCCAUGUCCUGAUUACGGAGGUGGUUACGGUGGAGGUGGAUACGGAGGAGGCAAUUACGGAAAUAGUGGUUAUGGUGGUGGGGGUGGUGGAGGCGGUGGCGGAAAUUGCAAUACAGGUGGUGGUUAUGGAGAUAUGGGUGGCUAUGGCGGAGGUGGUGGUGGAUAUGGAGGUAAUAGCGGUGGUUAUGGUGGUAAUAACAAUGGCGGAUAUAACAAUGGUGGUGGGGGUGGCGGUUAUUGAGGAUAAAAUUUUGAAAAAUGAUUUAUAACAAAAUGUGAAUAACGAUGGCUGGAUCCAUCUACAAUUCAAUUCUGUUAUAUAAUAUGCUUCAUUCCAUUACAUCA
This is a messenger RNA of Dermatophagoides pteronyssinus (European house dust mite), 716 nucleotides long. RefSeq lists its product as uncharacterized. Lineage: Eukaryota; Metazoa; Arthropoda; Arachnida; Sarcoptiformes; Pyroglyphidae. The record is from RefSeq and is a predicted model, not a curated record.